AAAGUCUUGCGGGAUUUUUAUUGAAUCAAUUCGUGUGGCACCCAUACAUCGAGCUUCUUAGUGACUCCAAACUUCUUCAAAUGGUUUAUAACGGUUUGAUGACUACUAUGCCGGUCUCUUUCGACCAAUUCAGCGAUUUUAUCGCAAUUUUCGACGACAGGCCUUCCGUAGUAGUACUGUAAAAUAUGCCGUAUUUUCUCUUUAUUUUGCUCCAUGUUUGCGGCGCUAUAACUCACGAACGACUUAAAAGAAACGAAAGAAUCAAUCAAUUAGCGCGUGAAAUGAGCUUUCCAAAAAGGUAUAGCAUGCCGAUGCGACGAAUAAAACUAGAACUACGUGCUUUCAGCGCCAACUAACGAAAAUACCGCAAGACUUUUUUGACAACCCAAAAUUUUUUAUAUUAUAAUUAUUAUUAUAUGCUUAUAUGUACGUAGAAAUGCUUUCGAAUAUUUUUUUUUCAAUUCUUAUCACACCUUUUUUAUAACACCGUUUAACAAAAUUUUAACUUUGUCACAUGAAAACUCAUACCAAGUGCACUAGGCCACUAAACAAUAACAUGUGAAUGAAAAAAACUGGCAUACCUACAGUUAGUAAAUUUGUUGUUAAUAUAGAAAAAAAUGUAUGAUUUUCGUGAUAUUUGACUCUUGGAAGAUCCUUUUAAAGUCUUCAGCAAUAAUCUGCUAGCAUUCCUGCGUCCAGAUGUUUUUCCAAAUAUAUUUUUAAGAUCAUAUUCACCCCAAAGCUUUAUGUGAGGUUAUAAAUUCAUUUAUUUAGUCUUUUGCAAUAUUCCGAUUUGUCGUCGUAAUUUCUCUUAAAUUUUCGCCUUUGCGCAAUUUCUCCUUCAUAUAUACAAAUCCUUUGCCAUCUCUAGGCACAGUUUUUAAACAUUUUUUUAUCCGGCCGAAGCUCAUUUUUAAUGGUGGUAAAAUAAUGUCCUUAGGGUUCAAUAAAGGAUUAUGAUCGAAAACUUAAAAAUUUCAUUCACAUACAUACAUACAUGAUCAUUUGGUUCGGUCCAAAUGAUUGGUAUAGCAAAUGGCAUACAUAUGUCUGGAUUCUUGUUUAGCCCAACCUAAAAUCUGUGCCCAAAAAGGUGACAUUUGAAUUUAAACUGCGCGCGUCGAAGGAUUGAGAAUUAUUUUUUUUUAGGUUGGUAGUACUGUCAGUCACUUUUAUGUCAAAUUUCAUGUCAAAAUAUUCAUUAGUGUUUGAGAUACGUGUCGUUUUGUGAGCUGCUAAAAGUGAGUUUUUCGUUUUUUGCGAUGUCGAAAUUUGUUGAGCAAAGAAUUUGCAUUAAAUUUUGUUUACGGAAUCAAUUUUCUGCUGCGGAUACGUUGAGGAUGGUGCAGAAAGCCUUUGGUGAUGAGGCUAUGACUAAAAAAAAAUGUUUACAAGUGGUAUAGUGAGUUCCAAGCCGGCCGUGAACGUGUCGAAGACGAAGAGCGUCCAGGGCGACCAUCAACCUUAACCGACGAAGUUCACGUUCAACAAAUCAAAGAUUUGGUGUUGAAAAACCGUCGAUUAACAAUUAGAGACCUUGCUGAUGAAGUUGGCUUAUCGAAAGGCUCAGCCAAUACCAUUUUGAAAGAUGUUUUGGGCCUCAAGCACGUCAAAUCUCGACUGGUAAACAUUGAAUUUUUUGGAAAAAAGGCGUCGCGUUGAAGUGUGUGAAGCGAUGCUUCUACCAGGGUGUCAUGAAAUGCAUUAUAACUGGCGAUGAGACUUGGAUCUAUGCUAACGACCCCGAAACAACCGAUCAAUCGAGCGAAUAUCGUGCCAAAAGAAAGCCGAGACCAAAAAAAUCGCACCAAAGUCGCUCAAAAAUCAAGGUCAUGCUGACUGUUUUCUUCGAUUAUCGUGCUUUUGUGCAUUAUGAAUUCCUUCCAACUUCAUUUGCGUAACGCUAUCCGCCUAAAAAGGCCGGAUUUGUGGAAAGACAAUUCUUGGUUUUUACACCACGAUAAUGCAUCAUCCCAUACUGCCCUCGUAAUUCGUGAUCAUUUCGCCAAAAACUCAACCUAUAUCGUUCCGCAACCACCGUAUUCACCUGAUCUGGCACCGUGCGACUUCUGGCUGUUCACCAAGCUCAAAAGACCGCUCCGGGGACACCGUUUUUUAUACGAUAGAGGAGAUUCAAGCCGCAGCGAAGACGGAACUGAAGGCCAUCCCAGAAAGUGACUACAACCAGUGCUUCGAAGAUUGGAAAAUCCGUUGGCAUAAAUGCAUUGCAUCGGGAGGGGAUUACUUUGAAGGGGAUGAAAUUGAUUUGGAAGAAUAAAUAAAGAAUUUUCAAGUAUAUAAGUAUAUACGAUAUUACUAUAUCUGUAUAUAUCACAAAAAAAUUAUCAAAAAGUUCGUAAACCAGUGUAAUUUCUGGAAUCCGUAUUACCUUUGAAGAGAGCAGCAGAUAAAUUACACAGUUUAAAUUUAACAGUUAGAAGUUAUGGCAGUUGAGAAUAAACUUGUUUAUAUCUUUCUUAAAUUCUUCUUCUUUUUUUUUUACUGACGUAGAAACCGCUUACGUGGUUAUAGGCGAGUUAACAACAGCGCGCCAGUCGUUUCCUCUUUUCGCAAGGUGGCGCAAAUUGGAGAUUCGAAGCUAAGCCAGAUCCUUCUCCAUCCGGUCCUUCCAACGAAGUCGAGGUCUUCCUUUUCCUUUGCUUCCUCGCGGUUGAUUUCAGCUACCGUAUUAUGAAGUAUGGUUUUUAUACCCAUCACACACAUUUGUACAUUUUAAUAUGUUUCAUUCACGACUGAUAUAUGCAAUAUGGUUGAAUUGGAAGAGUACUUUUCACCCUUUAAAAUACUGUUUGAUUCCAACAUUUAUGUACAAACAUACGACUACAUUUAUUUAUCUGUACAUAUUGUGAUGCCAUUUUCCAAGCUUUUAUUGUGUUAAUAUACAAGUUUAAUAAGUACUUACAUUUGUGCAUGAAAUUCAGGUCGUUUACUUAAAGGUUCGACAUCGGCCAUAAAUUGGGAAUCGGUUGGACACCAGCGUAAUUAAUCAUCAAUGUUAAAUGAUGAAAACGUUUGUAUUGAAUACGAGUAUCCGUGAACUGUUACCAAAUUAAAAUUUAAUAACAUAUGCAAGUAUGUAAUUUAGACAUGCUUUUGUAGAAUACUCGUAGUUAUGUUAUCCUAUAGUAAUAAGUUAGUUUUUUGCCUAAAACCCCUUCUUCCGACCCAUAAUUACCAUUGCUAAACAGAAGUCGAUUUCUAUGCAGUUUCCAAAUACUUAUGUAUUUUAACUUAAAUGGUUUCAAUUUUCGCUGGAAUACAAAUCGUACUUGAUUCCUUUCAUUACUGCAUUAAUUAUUUGGGCUAAAGCCAAAAAAAUCGAAAAAAAAACAAAGCGCGAAUUGUAAAAGGCGCUUUGCGAAAAUAUAUACAUACAUAAGUAUGUAUGUGUGGACAUACAAUACAUAUUCUCAUAGGUACGUGAAUUCUAAUUCUUUUAAGCUCGAAUUCUAUCCUCGAUUCAUAACAUAGUUCAAUUUCCCUAAUGCGAAUCAUACAAUCCAUAAAACAACUCCGAGUUACUGAGACUUGGAGUUAUAGAAGUUUUCAUUAAGACAUAACAUUUUUCAAAAAACUGUCAAAUAAAGAUCUAUACAAAGUUUUGUUUUUUUACCUUGCAUUUUUUGCUUAUGUGCAUAAACCAUAUACUCUUGAAUAUUUGGCAAAAUAUAUACAUACAUACAUGUGUAUUUUUAAUUUGUUAUUUUUUCAGCGAAAAGAGAUUUUAAUCUGUUUACCCAGCAAACAUAUUGGCAAGCGUUUUGUAAAUUAAGAUUGCAGCAAGCUUGCAUAAAUAAGAGUUUUGCGAAUGUCAUUGACAAUUUGUUUGCAAAUGCAAGUGUUUUGCGAACGUCGUUGACAAUUUGCUUGCAAAUGCAAGUGUUUUGCGAACGUCGUUGACAAUUUGCUUGCAAAUGCAAGUGUUUCAUAAAUUUAAGCAAAACGUGUAGUUCUCGCCGCAAAAGAUUGUGCUAAUAAGUUGUGUUAAUAAAUUAUGUAAAAUUGUUCUUAAAGUUGUUAAAUUAAGUGCGUUUGAUACUUUUAAUUAUCAUUUGCUAUUAAAAAAGGUAAUAAUCUACUUAUUUAAUGUCUGCAGCGAAAAAGAAGAAAAGUGUUGUGCGCAGCAGCUUCGAAAUUUUUGAACAUCUAUGGAACGGUGCGGCUGCAAGUUCUGUAAGUACCCAGAGUGAAUUUGUGGAACAGGAGGUUGUGCCUAAAGCACAGAAUAAUUUAGAUUCCUUGUUGCCAAACGAUGAUUAUAUUUCUGAUGAAAGUGAGAACUCGUCCGAUGGCGCCGCUAUUGAUUUCAAUAAACGUUUAGCUGCAUGGUUUGUAGAGAGCAAUGUGUCCAAUGUGCAUGCUAAUAAAUUACUGGACUUAUUAAGCGACAAAAUUGAAGGUCUACCAAAAGAUAUCAGAACGCUAAAACGUAUGCCUACUGAUGCUCCAGUUGUCUCGUUAGCAUCCCAAUGAUGUGAAUAAGCUUCUGGCACAAUUUGUCGAUGAGUUGAACGAUCUUCUCCAAAAUGGAUUCUCAUACGAAAACAAAACUUUUGUAAUAAAAUGUCGAGCAUUUAUUUGCACCAGCUAGAGCACUUAUGCUUGGAGUCAAAGGACACGCAGGCUAUAGUUGCUGCACAAAGUGCAUUCAGAGGGGCGAACGGAAAAAGAAUCGUAUGAUAUUCCAUUAUCAAAAUCAUCCUUUGCGCACAAAUAUAAAUUUUCGGCAAAGAACUGAUGUCAGCCAUCACAACCAGCAAAAUCUUUGGAGAUUGAAAAACUUCCAAUCGACGUGAUCCAAGUAUUCGCUCUAGAUUACAUGCACGUGGUGUGUUUGGGUGUAAUGAAGGCUUUGCUUGGAUCCUGGAUAAAAGUUAAAAAUCGAAAUUAUUCUUUGCAACAAAAUGAUAUACGAAAACUAAACACAGAAUUUCAAUCCAUUGCGCGUUACAUACCAAGAGACCUUUGUAGGAAACCACGGGAUUUAAAAGAGAUAGACUGCUUCAAAGCAACGGAAUUUCGUCAGUUCCUUUUGUAUACAGGCCAGGUUGUGCUAAAGGACAUAUUGAGCGAAGAGAGGUACAUUCAUUUUUUGCAACUUAGUCUUGCAAUGCGAAUUCUCCUCAAUGCUGAAGAUUGUGUACAAAAUAACAAAUGCGCAGAGGAGCGGAUAAAGGAUUUCUUACUCAGAGUCCCUGUUUUAUAUGAUGAUUUAAUGUUAACAUAUAAUUGCCACUGUUUGAGUCAUUUGGCCAGAGAUUCCAAGCACUUUGGAUCACUAGAGACAACCAGUGCUUUCAAUUUUGAAAAUAAAUUAGGAAAAAUUAAGAAACUGGUUAAGAAAAAUAAUAAUGUUCCGUCCCAAAUUUACAACAGACUAGUUGAGCAGAGUUUACAUGGAAAUCAUCAUACAAAUAUUGUUUCUAAAAAAUCUACAAUACAAAGUGAUGGCAUUUACAAAUUUGUUAAAACUAAAAACUUUUAUUUAUCAUCUAUUGCACCUGAGAACUUUUAUUUAGUACAAAAAUUAAUUUUCAAACUUAUUUCCAUAUCAAGAUCUGCUGAUAACGAUUUUGUACUUCACGGGCUAAGGGUACAAGACUUACAUAACUUAUAUAAUAAGCCGCUUCAAUCAUCGCUUUUUAAUAUUUACCGUGCCGAAAAUCUCAGUUUUAACAAAACACCGAAUCACCAUACGCUUGACGAAGUAACAUCAAAAUGUUUAUGCUUCUACACCAGAUCGUCUUAUAUAUUUGUGCCACUCAUAGCAGAUCAUGUCGCAGAACAAUCUCAAUUACAUCGUCGACCCCAUUAAUGAUGACAUCGCAUCCUCACAAACUAUUUAUGUGAUGCAACCAAGUCCAAGCACAACAACAACUUCUUUGAAUAGUGCAACGUCGUCGGCAAUUUAAUCAGUAAUCAUCGACGCAUGUCAAAAGGCUGUUGAAAAGGUGGAGGAAAAAAAUAAGCUAAUAUUGUUGCGCCUAACAGAAAACGGUGAGGGGAUGCGCAAAGAAAUCAUUGAUCUUAAAAAAGCGGUAUCACAUAAUAACGCUACUAUUAUACCAAGCAAGCCGUAUGCUAAUAUUGAAGACUUCCUCAAUUUUGAGAAAACUAUUCUGGAAGAUAUAGAUAAAUUUUCCUUGCUGAAGGCAGAUCUAAAAAGAUGGUCAACAUCCAAUUCGAGAAAAUUUGUUACGAAAGCGUGGCAGAAGAUUAUGACUGACAACGUUGCCGAGAGCUUUUCCUGGCGAGGAACUGCAGAUAAGAAGUGCAUUAGGGCCUUCACUGUCGCCACUGCUAUUCAUCGUAAGUGAAGUACGUUUAAAAGGUUUCUAGUUACGUUUCUAUAUUCAUAUUUAAAUUCUAUUGCAAAAACUUUCGCUAAAAAUGGAGGCAAGGAAAAGGACUUUGUGCUUGCCUCUAAGUCAUAUUUCCAGUACGCAAAAAUCGUAUUAAAAUUAAAACAACAAAAAAAGUAAACUAAAAUACUAAGUAGUAAUGAUUUUUUAAAUGAAAAACAAUGAAGUUCCUAUUUUUAUAUGUAUUUUAAUGUAAUAUUAUUCUAUGAAGAAACAAAAUUUAAUAUUAAAACUGAUUUUUUAAAUGUAUAAAUAA
This is a messenger RNA of Bactrocera dorsalis (oriental fruit fly), 6639 nucleotides long. RefSeq lists its product as uncharacterized. The record is from RefSeq and is a predicted model, not a curated record. Bases 4841 to 5836 code for a protein of 331 amino acids. Lineage: Eukaryota; Metazoa; Arthropoda; Insecta; Diptera; Tephritidae. The transcript is spliced from 3 exons.